ACCUCAUCCUCACCUGAAGCUAGCUAGCUAGUUUUCAACAACUUAUAUUUCCCAUCUCACUUGCUGUUGUCUCACAUAUCUGCAUUCUGAUAUAUAUAUAUAGAGAGAGAGAGAGAGCGGAUGGAGCCCAAAUACUUUCUUCAUGAACAUCCACUGCACUUCUUUGAAGAGUGGAGCUAUAAUGUCCACGGUGAGACUAGAGGUGUAAAUUGCUCAUCAGGGUGUGGGCAGCCAAUCUCAGCUCAGUUCUAUGCAUGCAUCGACUGUGAGUUUUUUCUUCAUAAAUCAUGUUCUGAGCUACAAUUGAACAUCACUCACCCUUUUCAUGAUAAUCAUCCUCUCACUCUUUUAGCCAGAGCACCAUACUGGUCUUUUUGUUGUUUUUGUGGUCGCAGCCUCAAAGGAUUUGUUUACCACUGUUCAUCUUGUAAAUUUGACCUUGACAUCAAAUGUGCCUUGCUCCCAGAAUUCCUUAAUGGAGAUUUUCCAAAAGUUGAUCAUCACAUUCAUGUUGAACACCCACUCUCCUUCAUCGAAAAUCUUAGCCACCGUGGAGUUGAACUAGCUUCUUCCCGCUAUUGCAGUGUUUGCUUAGAGCAGUUAUCGAAUGCUUCCUUUUACACUUGUGUUGUUUGUAAUCUCUUCCUUCAUAAAUCAUGUUCUGAGACUGAGCUACCAUUGAACAUCGAUCACCCCUUCCAUGAGAAACACACUCUUACUCUUACCCUUCUUAAAUGGGUUGGCGAAUUUGUAUUUUGUCAAUUUUGUGAUUAUAAUAUUCGUUAUCCUGUAGGAUUGUUUUACCAUUGUUCUUCUUGUCGUUUCAACCUUCACAUGAGAUGUGCCUUUCUCCCACAAUUCGUCACUGAAAAUUUCCCAAAACGUGAUCAUCAUUUUAGUCAUGUUGAUGAACACCCACUCUUCUUCAUCCAAAAGGACCUUAUUAGCAGCAAUAAAGUUGAACGACUAUAUUCUUAUUGCUUUGUUUGCUCAGAAUCAUUAUUAGGAAAUUCUUUUUACUAUUGCCCAGAAUGUCAAUUUUUCCUUCAUAAAUCAUGUGCAUUAGAAGAGCUACCUUUGGAAAUUAAUCACUCUCUCCAUGAUAAACAUGCUCUCACUCUCAUAAAAAGCAGAAGCCCCGGAUGGUGGAAUAGACCAGCAUGUAAAUUUUGUCAUUAUUUUAUCAAUGCAUAUAGUUACAGCUGUUCUUCUUGUGAGUUCCAGCUUCAUCCCCGAUGUGCUUUGCUCAUCCCCAAAGAUCUCCCAAAACAUGAUCAUCAUUUUAGCCAUGUUGAACACCCACUUGUCUUUGUCCAAAUGCUUAGCAACGAAGUUAAAAUAAAUUCUUCCUGCUCUGUUUGCCCAAAACCAUUACUAGGCACUUCUUUCUACGAUUGUAUUGAUUGUGGAUUUUGCCUUCACGAAGAAUGUGAGGCAGAGUUACGGCCUCAGAUUGAGCAUGUUGCCCACCCUCAACACCCUCUUACUCUUGUAUUUUCGGCAAAGAAUACCUGCAACUUUUGCCAAGAUCUCAUUGGCCGAGCUCAAAGUGAUGUGAAGAAAUUUGGAUAUGAAUGCCUCCCUUGUGACUUUUAUAUUCAUCGUGAGUGUACCUUACCCAAGUUCUUCCAAAAAAGUAAGAUCCAUGACCACCAGUUGAGCCCAUUCAUAAGGAAAAAUUCCUUCAAAUGCGAUGCAUGUGGGGCGGAAGGAGAUGGUGCUCGCUAUGUUUGUUCCACGUGCAGCAUCAUGAUCCAUAAGGAUUGUAUUUUCCUGCCAAAAUUCAUCAAAUUCAAACUGCACAAUCAUCAUAUACUUCGCCACAAGUACAGUCUUCCACAAAAAGAGGUUGAAAAAUGGACCUGUAAAUUUUGUUUCAAAAAGGUGUUGGCAGAGUAUGGGAGUUACAAAUGUUCGCACUCAGACUGUAAUUAUGUUCUUCAUGGAAGUUGCGUAAAAAGGGAUGAAGGUCGUCUUUAUAUCGAAGUUGAGUCAGAAAAUGAGGAAAGUGAUGAGGCUUCUUCUUCUUCUUCUUCAAGUUGUGAUGAGGCUUCUUCUUCUUCAAGUAGUGACAAGAUAGAUCAUUUCAGCCACUGGCAUGAAUUAGUGCUUGAUAAUGAGGAGAUUAUUGCAAAUGGUGAUAAAAAAUGUUGCAAUGGGUGUGCAUUACCGAUCUUGGAGGCCGCUUAUAGUUGUCCACAACCAGAGUGUAAUUUAUCCCUUUGCAAGGCAUGUGCCCAAAUUGGAGAGGACAAACCACAUUGGGCUUCCCGAGGUCCUGUUCGAGUUACCAUGGAGUCCCAUUUUGAGUGUCGAUUUUGUGAGUAUGUACGCAGCGGUUUUCGUUCCAUCUGGAGAGGAGUUGAUGGUAAAGAGAGGGAAAUUUGCCACAGAUGUAGUGAGAUCGAUUUCACCACUCAGCAUGAAGCACAUGCUCAGCACUUCCUCUUCUGUGAUGAAAAUCACAAGGGACCAUGUAGUGGCUGCGGUAAGGAAAUGGAUAAAUAUGGUGGUUACAAAUGCACGCUAGCAGAGGAAGAGAAGAAUUGCAAAUCUUUUGCCUUGGACUACAGAUGCCUGACACGGCCCCUUACAGCUAAACAUAGGUUCCACCAUCACCCUCUAAAACUCACUUAUGAAGAUCCUUACAAGGAUGAUGAUGGUGAUCCAUUUCAACACAUGUGUGAAAUCUGUGAAGAUAGAAGAGAUCCAAAGCUCUGGUUUUAUCGGUGUGAUGAGUGCGAUUUUGAUGCUCAUCCCGAUUGCGUUCUUGGAAAAUACCCAUUCAUCAAGCGCGGUAGCAUCUAUGAUUUUGACGAUUAUAAUAGUAGAUGUGAUUCUCAUAAACGACUUCUCAUAUAUUUCCAGAGUGAGAAAUAUCCCUAUCUGAAGUGUAGUUACUGUGGUCGUCCUUGCAAAGAUCUAAGUAUUAAAUGCGCUCACUCUGAAUGCAACUUUGCUCUACAUUUUAAGUGUGGCAAUGAAAGUCUCAGUGAGAGGCCGUGGCAGUGGCGACGGCCGGCAACAGUGUGCGUCGCAAAGAUACGUGAACCCCAGACCAAAUUGGUAAUUCUCCAUUCCAUGUUUUUGAUAGCUUGAUUUCAAUCUUUCUUUUCUACGUCAUAAAUUGUUUUCCCAAAA
Messenger RNA from Rubroshorea leprosula, 3141 nucleotides. NCBI's taxonomy places the organism in Eukaryota, Viridiplantae, Streptophyta, Magnoliopsida, Malvales, Dipterocarpaceae. The record is from the annotation of a GenBank genome assembly.